ACCGUUGUGGCGCGAGCGUGUCGCUGUGUGAUAUUACCGGUGCGUGUUUCAAAUCCAUCCUCACCUUAUCUCGUGGUAUCACUUUAUUUUGCUUGUGUACAACGAUAUUCGAAACAAAAAUAAACACUCUUGAACGCGUGUAGCGAUGUUGUGUUUUGUGAUGCUUGGUAGCAUGAUGUGAACGCGUGGUUCUUUUGUUUCGCAAACAUUUCUGGUGCCGUCGGUUGGUAAUUUAAAGUUUUUUAAGAUAAAAAGAGGAAAUAAAGACAUUUUCGCGUGCGUAGAGGAUACUUGUUGUGCGGGUGCCGUGGUUGCGAUAUGUGUGUGCCCUAUGUUGGGGUUAGUUAGGCCGCAAUGUGGAUUACCAACGGCCUCGGUGCGAAUCGAAGGGAUUACCAUUGGAUAUUAGUCUUCGGGUUGUUCAUCAUCGCGAGUUUACCUCAUCGGACCUCAGCUGGUUUCGCGUCGUGUUCACCAAGCCCAUGCAAAAAUGGCGGCACAUGCGUGACACCUGUGAAGGGCGAGAGUUACUGCAAUUGUACAUCGAAAUAUGUAGGUGAAUUCUGCCAGCAUGUGAAUCCCUGUUAUACCGGCCCAGGUCCACGCUGUCAAAAUGGCGGGUCGUGUCAAGUGCGCGAGGCGCCCGCCACCUCGCCGAGCUUCACGUGCGUCUGCCCGAUCGGGUUCAGCGCUUCGCUUUGUGAGAUUCCCAUUGCGAACUCGUGCGAUCGCCGGCCGUGCAAGAAUGGCGGCACGUGUACACUGAUAUCAUUGAAUUCUUAUCAGUGUAGUUGUGCUUUUGGAUAUACAGGGCAAAAUUGUGAAAAACAAGACCAUUGCGCAUCACAACCCUGCCGUAAUGGCGCAAAAUGCACCAGCGUCGACGACACAUACAAAUGCACAUGCGCACUGGGCUUCAAGGGCGCCGCAUGCAAAGAAGACAUGGAUGAAUGCCAACAGAAUCCUUGCAAGCAUGGCAUUUGUCACAACACGCACGGCAGUUACACUUGUACAUGUGAAGAAGGCUACACUGGAAAAAACUGCGAACGCGAGUACGUCCCCUGCGACCCGUCGCCGUGUCAAAAUGGCGGGCAGUGUCGACAGCGAGAUAAACACACAUACACAUGCGAUUGUCAGCCCGGUUAUCGUGGUCAGAACUGUGAAGAAAACAUCGACGAUUGUCCCGGUAACAUGUGCCAAAAUGGCGCAUCGUGUGUAGAUGGUGUAAACGCAUACACGUGCCAAUGUCCCGCAACAUACACGGGGCGUUUUUGUGAGCAGGACGUGGAUGAAUGCUCACUGCGUCCGUCCGUGUGUCAAAAUGGUGCUACCUGCACGAACAGUGUCGGCGGGCAUUCGUGCAUCUGCGUCAAUGGCUGGACCGGCCCCGAUUGCUCCGUGAACAUCGACGAUUGUGCGGGGGCGGCGUGUUUCAACGGCGCCACGUGCAUCGACCGCGUCGGCAGCUUCUACUGCAGGUGCACGCCGGGGAAAACAGGCCUGCUGUGUCAUCUGGAUGACGCCUGUACGAGCAAUCCGUGCCACGCCGAUGCCAUCUGCGACACCAGCCCCAUCAACGGCUCCUACACGUGCAGCUGCGCGUCGGGAUACAAGGGCGUCGAUUGCUCCGAAGACAUCGACGAAUGCGAACAAGGAUCACCGUGCGAGCAUGACGGCAUUUGCGUGAACACGCCCGGCAGCUUCGCGUGCAACUGCACGCAGGGCUUCACCGGGCCGAGGUGCGAGACCAACGUCAACGAGUGCGAAUCGCAUCCGUGCCACAAUGAGGGCUCGUGUCUCGACGAUCCCGGCACGUUUCGUUGUGUGUGCAUGCCAGGAUUCACUGGCACCCAAUGCGAAAUUGACAUCGACGAAUGCAAGGACAACCCCUGCAUGAACAACGGCAUCUGCUACGACCGCAUCAACUCCUUCAAAUGCAACUGCCCGGUGGGUUUCACCGGCUCGCGCUGCCAGACUAACAUCGACGACUGCAUCUCGAACCCGUGCCGCAAUGGCGGCACGUGCGAGGACUCCAUCGGCGGCUACACCUGCCUCUGCCCGCCCGGCUUCACCGGCUACUCCUGCGAGACGAACAUCAACGACUGUCAAUCGUCGCCGUGUCAGCAUGGCGAGUGCGUCGACGGCGAGAACUCAUUCUACUGCACUUGUCAUCCCGGAUAUUCGGGCUUCUAUUGCGAGGCGCAGAUCAACGAAUGCGAAUCGAAUCCGUGCCAGUAUGGCGGCUCGUGUCAGGAUCUUAUCAAUGGGUAUCAGUGCAUUUGUAAGGCGGGCACUUCCGGGCACAAUUGCGAGAUCAACGUGAAUGAAUGCUAUAGUAAUCCGUGUCGGAAUGGGGCGAGGUGUGUGGAUGGCAUCAACAGUGAUAACUCAAUUAACAUGUUUCCAUCAUACACAUGUGAAUGUAUUCCUGGUUACACCGGCCAACACUGCGAAACGGACAUCAACGAAUGCGCAUCCAACCCGUGCGCAAAUGGCGGCGUGUGCAUUGAUCUCGUCAACGGUUUCCGCUGCGAAUGCCCACGUGGUUACUACGACGCCCGAUGCCUAUCCGACGUGGACGAAUGCAAAUCAAACCCGUGCAAACAUGGCGGCAGUUGCGAAGAUGGCGUCUCACAAUUCAUCUGCCAUUGCCUCCCAGGCUACAAUGGCCGCCAAUGUGAACACAACAUCGAUGAAUGCGCUUCUAACCCAUGCCAACAUGGCGGCAUCUGCCGUGACCACCUCGCUUCCUACACUUGCGAAUGUCAACCGGGGUAUUCCGGCACGAAUUGCGAGACGAACAUUGACGACUGCGCAUUCAACCCGUGCAAAAAUGGCGGUAACUGUAUCGAUCAAGUAAAUAACUAUCAAUGCGUAUGUAAAUUACCGUAUUCCGGGCGGGAUUGUCAAGAGAGGUUAGAUCCUUGCUCGCCGAAUAAAUGCAGACACAACGCGCGGUGUUCCCCAAGCGCGAACUUCAUGGAUUUCGCAUGUACAUGCAGUGUUGGUUAUACUGGUAGGUUAUGUGAACAAGAUGUCAACGAAUGCUUGAAUUCAGCACCGUGUCGCAAUGGCGCCACUUGCAAAAACACCGACGGGAGUUAUCAAUGCGUCUGCGCGUUGGGUUACGAAGGGAAGGAUUGUAACAUCAACACGGAUGACUGCGCAUCGUUCCCCUGUCAAAAUGGCGGCACAUGUUUAGAUGACAUUGGAGAUUAUCUAUGUUUAUGCGUGAAUGGCUUCAAAGGGAAACACUGCGAGGUGGAUAUUGAUGAAUGUCUGUCAAAUCCAUGUCACAAUGGCGCCACUUGUAACCAAUACGUUGAUUCGUACACAUGUACAUGUCCCUUGGGUUUCUCAGGGAUCACCUGUCAAAUUAACGAUGAUGAUUGUACUGUUAGCUCCUGCAUGAAUGGCGGUACCUGCAUAGAUGGUAUAAAUUCCUAUACUUGUAUCUGCCCGCCAGGGUACACAGGUUCCAACUGUCAAAAUAGGAUUAAUUUGUGUGACAGUGGGCCUUGUUCAAAUGGUGCCACGUGCCAGGAUCACAUCAUGGAGUAUACCUGUCAUUGUCCCUAUGGUUACACAGGUAAAGAUUGUCGGGAGUAUGUUGAUUGGUGUGGUACCAAUCCAUGUGAGAAUGAAGCCACGUGUCAACAACAUAAAAAUCAGUAUCAUUGUAAUUGCGCGCCUGGUUGGACUGGAAAGGUGUGUGAUGUGGAGAUGGUAAGCUGUAAAGACGCUGCUCUACGUAAGGGUAUACCACAUAAACAACUCUGCAACAAUGGUACCUGCUCGGACAUUGGUAACUCACACAGGUGUCAUUGUACUGAAGGUUAUUCAGGGUCGUACUGUCAGAAGGAGAUCAAUGAAUGUGAAUCUGCACCCUGUCAAAAUGGCGCCACAUGCAAGGACCUCAUCAAUUCCUACACUUGUUUAUGUACCAAAGGUUUCCAAGGUCAGAACUGCGAGUUGAACGUUGAUGAUUGCAAAAUCAAUCCCUGUCAAAAUGGAGGGACGUGUCAUGAUCUCAUCGAUAACUUCCAGUGCUCCUGCCCAUCGGGUACCCUCGGUAUCAUCUGCGAGGUUAAUAUUGAUGAUUGUAAGAGUGAUGCUUGUCACAACAACGGCACCUGUGUUGAUCGCGUCGGAGGUUUUGAAUGUGUAUGUCCACCAGGUUAUGUGGGACCUAGGUGUGAAGGUGAUAUCAAUGAAUGUCUGUCAAAUCCAUGUUCGACACCUGGUACCCUUGAUUGUGUGCAACUUGUGAAUGAUUACCAUUGCAAUUGUAAGAAUGGGUACAUGGGUAGACACUGUGAGAGUAAGGUUAACUUCUGCGCGAAGGCCCCGUGUCAAAAUGGCGGCAUAUGCACGGCUAUCCAUGCAGGUCAUAAGUGUACCUGCCAGGAGGGUUAUUAUGGUAAAAACUGUGAGUUUUCCGGUUUUGAUUGCGAGAGUAACCCGUGUCAGAACCGAGGUACCUGUAGAAUGGCCGAAGGAGGUGGGUAUAUCUGUGAUUGUCCCGUGGGUCUAGCCGGGAUGAAUUGCGAGAUAGAUACCAUGGAUGAAUGUAAAUCCAACCCAUGUAAGCAUGAAGACGCAACGUGUCAGGACAGAUUCGGUGAUUAUGUCUGUUAUUGUCCACCGAAGCAUAAUGGUAAGAACUGUGAUCAUUACGACGUGAAUUUCCCCGGCGGGAUAGGUUAUGUCCCCGCAACAGGGAGGUCAAAUGUCACUCCGCCAUUCUACGCGAUUGAUUUGGAGAUUCAGCGGAAGCAAUGCGUGCAGAAUCAGUGCACAAUCAAACGUGGUAAUAGAAAAUGUGAUGAGGAAUGUAAUAACUACGCGUGUGACUUUGAUGGUAAUGAUUGUUCACUUGGGUUGAAUAAUCCGUGGGCGAACUGCUCGGAGCCAAUCAGGUGCUCGCAUGCGUUCAUGGAUGGUGUGUGCAAUGAAGAAUGCAACAAUCAGGAGUGUCUGUUUGAUGGGCGUGACUGCGAGAAAUCCCUGCAGCCCUGCAACCCAAUAUACAAUGCGUAUUGUGAGAAGCAUUAUGCUAAUGGUUAUUGUGAUUAUGGGUGUAAUAACGCGGAGUGUAACUGGGAUGGGUUGGAUUGUGAAAAGGCCCCACCGCAGGUUGCUGAAGGUGUGUUGCGGGUGACCAUCUUAAUGGACCCGGAAGCUUUCAAGAAGAAUAAAGUUGCUUUCCUGCGUGAUACUUCUCAUCAAUUACGGACAACAGUGACGAUCAAAAUGGACGCCAUGGGUAACGAGAUGAUUUACCAUUGGAGGGGACCAACUCCCGGGUUGGAAGACCCAGCGUAUAAAAGGAAAUACAACAUAGGGUUCACAGAGCAAUCAGGGGUUGAAGUCCAUCUGGAAAUUGAUAAUCGGAAAUGUACUUCAAUCAUCAAUUCGGAGACUUGCUUCCAGACAGCUGAAGCAGCUGCAGAAUUCCUUGCUGCUACAGCCUCCAAACAUACCAUCAGUAAAUCAUUCCCCAUUUGGAAAGUGGACGGGUCCCAGAAUGACCUUAUCCCCGACACACCUACAAACGCUAAAUUUGUAAUUAUGGGUAUCCUCUUGGUGAUUGUCCUCUGCGCAGUGGUGUUCAUGGUUGCCCAGACCCAGAGAAAGCGUGCUGCUGGUGUCACCUGGUUCCCAGACGGUUUCCUAACCACAAACAACAGCAGUAGACGAUCAUCAAGACGUCGUGGACCCGAUGGUCAAGAAAUGCGUAACCUGAACAACCCUUCAAUGAUGGACAUGCCUCACAUGGGUCAACAGAUGGGUCACCAGCAACAAUGGAGCGAUGACGAGUCGGAAAUGCCACAGCCCAAACGCAUGCGCGCAAUGGAAGCAGGAUAUCAAUCUGAUCACACUGUGAUCACAGAUUAUGAGGAGACUGAUACCAGACCAUGGACACAAUUACAAAUGGACGCUGCGGAUAUAAGACCAUCAGUUAUGUUAACACCUCCACAGAAUGAAUCACAGGAUAUAAAUGCGAGGGGACCAUGUGGUAUGACUGCGAUUAUGUUGGCAUCUGUGCGUGGAGGUGGGUUGGAAACCGGGGAGGAAGAUGAAGAUGAUACUGCAGGUGCGGUUAUACAGGAUCUGGUCGCGCAAGGUGCUGAAUUGAACGCGGCGAUGGAUAAAACAGGCGAGACUAGUUUGCAUCUAGCUGCAAGGUUUGCUAGGGCUGAUGCAGCGAAGAGGUUAUUGGAUGCUGGUGCAGAUGCCAAUGCGCAGGACAACACCGGAAGGACGCCAUUACACACAGCGGUUGCAGCUGAUGCGCUGGGAGUGUUUCAGAUUCUGUUGAGGAACAGAGCGACGAAUCUAAACGCACGUAUGCAUGAGGGUACCACUCCGUUGAUACUGGCUGCGAGGUUGGCUAUUGAAGGUAUGGUGCAGGAUUUGAUCGGUGCGGAAGCUGAUAUCAACGCGGCGGAUAACUCCGGGAAGACGGCGAUUCACUGGGCGGCAGCUGUCAAUAAUGUGGAGGCUGUUAAUAUUUUAUUGGCGCAUGGUGCUAAUCGUGACGCACAAAAUGAUAAGGAUGAGACGCCAUUGUUUUUGGCUGCGCGUGAAGGUUCUUACCAAGCGUGCAAAGCCUUACUGGAAGCCUAUGCAAAUAGAGAGAUUACAGAUCACAUGGAUCGUCUACCACGAGAUGUCGCCAGUGAGCGUCUGCAUCAUGACAUUGUCCGACUGUUGGAUGAACACCAUCCACGCAGUCCACAAAUGGUUAAUGUCAUUCCAAAUAAUUCAAUCAUGAGUUCCCAAACAGGUCAACUCAUUCAACAUCCCACCGUGAUUCACCCGAAGAGACAAAAGUCGAAGCGUCCGAGUAAAAACAACAAUGGACCCACGAGUCCGCAGGUAGAGGGCGCGCACACCGGAAGUGUCAGACGCAAACCCAGCGUGAAGAAAUCCAACAAUAAAAAGCCCUGUAUCCAACAAACUGAGAUACAAGGUUUGGAUUCAUUAACAGCUACGUUGAGCCCGGUGGAAUCACCGAUGGCGAAUCUCCCAAGUCCGUACGACACGGCAACUCAUUACUCCAACAUGUCCAUGACGACAAUGGAUGGAAGAUUGAAUUCCAAGCAACCGCCGAGUUACGAGGAUGUUAUCAAGAACGGUAACCUCGCUCCUAAUCAACACCAGUUGCAUAACUUACUACCCAUGGAUAACUAUCAGUUCUCGUUGAACUUCCAAGAUCAACUCAUGCAGACGAGUGGUGGGGGUAGACAUAUGCAACCCAACACACUCAGUCCACCCUACAGCAACCAAUCACCGCCGCAUUCGGUGCAAUCGAACAUGUCGAUGUCCCCGCAGGCGUAUAACGGGUCACCGUCACCAGCAAAGACACGCCCUUGCCUACCAACAAGUCCCACUCAUAUUGCAGCGAUGCGUGCGGCUACCCAACAGAAACAUGGCGGUAUCCCGCAGAAUCAAGCGCUGCAGAUGGGUUUUGACUUUAGUCAAGCAUCCGUGGAUAAUAUGACUUAUGGUGGGCUUGGUGGUGUGGUGGGAGGUGGGACACCAGCCGCGUUGAACCCGGCGCAGUUCACCCAGCCGAAUUAUUACAUGACGCCGCCAUCACAGCAUUCGGAUGCGUCUCCACAGCAUCUGAGUGACAGCUUUCUGACACCCAGUCCGGAUUCGCCACACUGGACCAAUUCACCGCACUCAAUCACCUCCGACUGGUCGGAGAAUGUGACGAGUCCGACGACGACGUACACCUCCGCUGGCCAUCAGGCUAAUAAAGGCUCGGAGGCGAUUUACAUUUAGGGCUGAUCCAGAGCACAGAGCGUGGAUUCGUAUUUAUUUAAUGGUCUCAGCUUCUUUUGGUGGGUUUUGGGCCUGCGGAGUGUGAAGGUAGGCAGCCAAACAUGCACGAGAGGGGCGUGAAAAGAAUAAUACUUACUUUUAGUGUAAAUAGUUUAGAUUAAAGCGAUAAAAUCGGCAUCCCAGCACAAAAUUUCAUCACUGACAGAUUUUCACAAGAAAUUAUAUACGUACAAAUCAAUUUCUGAAGAAAAAACAGUUUUUUAACGCAAUAAUUACGAAAAAAGUGUAAAUAUUUUUAAAUAUCUUUAAAGACAGCCACGUUUUUGUUCGUCAGCGUGCGCUUAUUGUACUUUAUAAUAUUUUAUCGUAUUCCUAAAGAAUCCUAACGAAUCCAGGCAUCGUGAUUCGACUGUUUUGGUUUGUAGACUUAAACAGUAAGAGUAAGUAAUAACACUAAGCAAAGACAGCAUACACACAAUAUUAAAGUAAUUAUACAAUACAAGCGAAUUUUCAUUAUUUUUUAUAAGAAAUGUAUACAUAUUGUCGAUUUAUAAACGAUUCUCUUGUUAUUUAAUGUAAAGUUAUUAGGCUUCUCGGCCGUUUGCACGCGGCCAUUGCAAGCAAAGAUGGAGGAGUUUGCGCCGGAACUCGGAAACGAACAAUAUUAACGUAUUUAUUCUACUGCACACACAUUCGAAGAGGUUUAUAUUUUAGUAAACUGCUGCCUGACGAUAUAUAUUGUGCCUUGCUACACUUGUAUUUUUAUAAGAUAGAUUUUUAUGACGAUGAACACACGCCAGAAACCUAAUAACUGUAAGAGUAUAGGACAUAUAGAAAAUUUAAUGUUUUUCCUUUACUAGAAUGUAUUUUGACAAUGUUAUUUUAAUGUUUAUUAUGUAUUUUAAUAAACUAUUUGGAGUA
This is a messenger RNA of Dalotia coriaria, 8715 nucleotides long. RefSeq names its product neurogenic locus Notch protein (gene N). The transcript has 12 exons. Gene Ontology annotation, biological process: establishment or maintenance of epithelial cell apical/basal polarity; cell differentiation; multicellular organism development. The coding region runs from base 355 to 7794 and encodes 2479 amino acids. Gene Ontology annotation, molecular function: calcium ion binding; Notch binding. Lineage: Eukaryota; Metazoa; Arthropoda; Insecta; Coleoptera; Staphylinidae. The record is from RefSeq and is a predicted model, not a curated record. Gene Ontology annotation, cellular component: protein-containing complex; plasma membrane.